Mangifera indica (mango) is the source of this 1643-nucleotide messenger RNA. RefSeq names its product F-box/kelch-repeat protein SKIP6. The record is from RefSeq and is a predicted model, not a curated record. Bases 86 to 1195 code for a protein of 369 amino acids. Gene Ontology annotation, molecular function: protein binding. NCBI's taxonomy places the organism in Eukaryota, Viridiplantae, Streptophyta, Magnoliopsida, Sapindales, Anacardiaceae. The transcript has 2 exons.
UGGGCUAUCUGCUAAGCCCACAAUGAAAAAUUAUACUUAAAAUGAAACUAUCAACCUCUCAAGUCAAACAAUUAGCACCAUUGACAUGGAGCCACCACAAACGUCCACCCCAGAGCCACUGCAAGAAACCCUAAUCCCCGCUUUCCCAAACGAUGUCGCAUUGAACAUCCUAGCUCGAGUCCCCCGCUGUGUCCACCCGAUUCUCGCCUCCGUCUCCAAGCCCAUACGUUCCCUCAUAUCUUGCCCUUUCCUCUACGCCACACGCGCCCUCCUAAACUCCUCCCAGCCCUCCCUCUACCUCACCCUCCGCGUCCCGUCCACGCGCUCCCUCCUCUUCUACACCCUCCACCAUUCUCCCAACCGACACCGACCCCUCCUCGUCCCCAUCCCCCCACUCCCCUCACCACCUCUGGUCGGAUCCGCCGUUGCGGUAGUCGGCCACAUUUUAUACCUUAUUGGGGGAUCCGUCGAUGACGUGCCCUCUUGCCACGUGUGGGCCUUCGACUGCCGUCUCCACACAUGGGAAAGAGCCCCCAGUAUGCGAGUGGCGCGCGAGUUCCCGGCGGCUGGAGUGGUGGACGGUAAAGUGUAUGUAAUCGGCGGAUGUUUGGUGGACACAUGGGCAAAAAAUAAAAACUGGGCAGAAGUUUUCGAUCCGGAAACAGACACGUGGCAGCCUGUGGUUCACACUGAGUGUGAAGUACGUGAAAAAUGGAUGCACGCAAGCGUUGUGAUAGGGGGCAAAAUUUAUGCAAUGGCCGAUAGAGGUGGGGUGAAGUUUGAUCCCAAAGAGAUGAGUUGGAACAUUGUGGAGACUGAAUUAGAUAUCGGCUGGAGAGGGAGGGGGUGUGUGAUUGAUGGAGUGUUGUAUUGCUAUGAUUAUUUGGGGAAUAUUCGGGGUUUUGACGGUAACAUGUGGAGGGACGUGAAGGGGUUGGUGGAAGGGGAGGGGGUGGAGAAGAAGGGUUUGUCAUUGCCGAGGUUUUUGUGCGGAGCAACAUUGGCGAAUGUGGGAGGGAAUUUGGUUGUGGUGUGGGAGGGGAAAGGAGCAGGUGAGGUUGAGAUUUGGUGCGCGGAAAUUGAGGUGGAGAAGGGUGAGGGUAGGGAGUUGUGGGGGAAGAUUUUGUGGUCUAAUUUGGUGCUUAAGGUUCCUAAGGGUUCGAUGAUUGUGAAUUGUGCAGCGGUCACAGUGUGAAUAUUUGAGGAAUUCGUUGGUUUGGGUUUAGGGACUUAUUGGGUUGUGCAAGAAAAGUUUGGUAAUGCAGAUGAUUGGGCUUACAGCUUUGUUUCCCUAGUAUUUGGUAAUGCAGAAAUGCAGAUGAUGAGUUUGCAGUUUCUUUGCUCUAAUUUCUGAUAAGAAAUUCUGCUGGAAGUAGCUGCUUGCCAAGUCUUUUACAGUUUUACCUCAAGCAGUGUUCUAUUUUCCUGAGCAAUGUUAUAUGUGCAUAUUUUUGAAGACACAAUUGAGUACACAACUGAUCUAUCAUCAUGUAAUUGAGUAUUAUUUUAUCUUUAAUUAAAAAUUACUAGAUCACACGAUGACAUAUCAUUAUGUACUCAAAAGUAUGUACACAGAGAUUUAUUGUAUUUUCCUAUGCAAAUUAUGAGUGCUCCAAUGGGUGAUGGAUAUGCUUUUCUGGUUU